AUGUCUUUCACCACCAAGUCCCUCAUCACCAGCCUCGUCGCCGGCCUGGCCAUCGCCGCACCAGCCGUGCCCGUCGAGGACGAGGUCAUGGUCGCAAAGCGACAGAUGACCAUCCCCCAGUGCUACACCCAAGACAUCUACAGCAACGUCAAGCAGGGCAAGCCGUACUACACCAAGCCCGUCCGCGUCAGCGGCCACCAGUGCAGCUCCCUCAAGGAGUCGAACUGCCAGCUCGGCGAGGAAGCCUCCCACUCCGUUGAGUUCAGCAAGUCCGUCACCGGCGGCAUCAGCAGCGCGCUCGACCUGGGCAAGAUCACCGACCUCGGCCUCGAGGCCUCCUUCACCUACACCUGGGCCACCUCGGACUCCAAGUCGGUCAACUCGCAGAGCGAGUGCCCCGCCGGCGGCCUCGUCUGCGGCCUGCAGGUCGAGGCCAAGAUGGUCAAGAUCACGGGCCACAAGAAGACCGAGUACCGCGGCGGCUGCGACCGCGUCGACGAGGGCGACUUCACCAUCGAGACGGCCGUCACCAAGCAGGGCGACAACAAGGACAUGGCCGCCGUCCAGACCUUUAGCGUCUGCCUUGCCGAGGACUGCAAGACCGACGACUGCAAGAAGGCCGCCAAGAAGGAGGGCAUCCCCAAGUGCCCUUGA
This is a messenger RNA of Thyridium curvatum, 654 nucleotides long. RefSeq lists its product as uncharacterized. The transcript has 2 exons. The coding region runs from base 1 to 654 and encodes 217 amino acids. Lineage: Eukaryota; Fungi; Ascomycota; Sordariomycetes; Thyridiales; Thyridiaceae. The record is from RefSeq and is a predicted model, not a curated record.